ACACGUGACGGCCCCCCUUUCCCCGCAGACGUGUGAAUGCAGCGCUGUGUCUUUAAGGGGCACGCGCGGAGGUUUUCCGUCCGGGACAAAAUGUCAGCGAGGCGCCUGGAGGGGGAUCUACCAUCUCGGACUCCCGACCCGCCGCCGGCUCCGGCCGCGUUUCCCGGGUAAAGGGCACUGCUGAUGGUUCUUCAGAACUCAGGAAUCGUGUUGCAUGCAUUGUUUCUACCCACCUGAGAUGGUUGGAAACCCUGAGGCAAUGACAGGGACCCCAGAAUCCUUGGGAAAUUACCCACUGUCUAAUUUAAAGCGUGCGGGCGCCGCAGAAUGAGGAGUGGCGAGCCGGCCUGCACCAUGGACCAGGCCCGCGGGCUGGACGACGCGGCGGCGCGGGGCGGUCAGUGUCCGGGACUGGGGCCGGCGCCGACGCCGACGCCUCCCGGCCGCCUGGGGGCGCCAUACUCCGAGGCCUGGGGCUACUUCCACCUGGCGCCGGGGCGCCCCGGGCAUCCGUCGGGCCACUGGGCCACCUGCCGUCUGUGCGGGGAGCAGGUGGGCCGCGGCCCGGGCUUCCACGCGGGGACCUCGGCGUUGUGGAGGCACCUGAGGAGCGCGCACCGGCGGGAGCUGGAGAGCAGCGGCGCCGGGAGCUCCCCACCUGCCGCGCCCUGCCCGCCGCCGCCCGGCCCCGCUGCGGCCCCCGAGGGCGACUGGGCGCGCCUGCUGGAACAGAUGGGCGCGCUGGCCGUGCGCGGCAGCCGGCGGGAGCGGGAGCUGGAGCGGCGCGAGCUGGCCGUGGAGCAGGGCGAGCGCGCCCUGGAGCGGAGGCGGAGGGCGCUGCAGGAGGAAGAGCGCGCCGCGGCCCAGGCGCGCCGGGAACUGCAGGCCGAGCGGGAGGCGCUGCAGGCGCGGCUGCGGGAUGUGAGCCGCCGUGAGGGCGCCCUGGGCUGGGCCCCCGCUGCGCCGCCGCCGCUCAAGGACGACCCCGAGGGUGACAGGGACGGCUGCGUCAUCACAAAGGUCCUCCUGUAGGGGUGUGGCCACUUCCCCACCCCAGGACAGCGCUUCUCCGUCCAAUGCCAAUGCCUUCAGACCCCGCUGGGACCGAAGCCGUAACCGAAGCCAGGCCCGCAGCCGCUACUCACUCGGAAGCUCCAGCUAACUGUAGGAUCUUCCACACCCUAAGGCUUCAGCUUGAGAAGCACUUCGAAGCCAGAGCAGAACCAAAACUCACUUCCAUGGGGUCACCGGGGGUGCCUGGGCGGCCUUUCGUGGGCAUGCACGCAAGGAAUUGGGGUGGCACACGGGACACCCGAGAGCUCCAGGAGCCCCGUGAACCCAGACCACCCAGUGCCAUGGCCACUUAGGGCUGGGAACCCGAACCUGGUGACUUUGAAAGGAUAGAGCUUCAUUCCAUACCAAAGACUUAUCACACCAUGUGCCUAUACACCCAGCAGCCCAAGGUGGAGGGUGCGUGGAAAUGAGAAAGCUUUUUACCCAAAAAAAAAAAAAAAAGAGUUCCUAAUGCAUAAUCUGCCCAACACCAAGUUCUGAAGGGUGGGUGAGGGACGUCCCCUCUAGUUUCCAUGACUGCUGUAGACCCGCAUCAUCUCUAGCCCUCAUCGGGGCAGUCCCAGAGCCCGCUUUUUUACUGCCCAUAUUAUUCAACCAAUACCAGGUGCACUCUGUCUCCCCUCGGCCAUCCUUCCCUUGCUUCAGACCUAAUGACAAGUGUGGCACAUAUGUCCACUUUCAGGCCUCACAUCUGCCACCUUAGCAAGACAUCACCUCAUCCCCUUGUCACUAGGAAGAGGGCUUCUUCCCCACAUGUCGUCAUAGUGCUCACCUCUGGGCUGAAGGGGAAAGCAUCCCUCCGCUUAAGGCCACAUCUACCUGUCAUUUUCCAUCCCAUUCCUCUCCCACGUUUACUGGGUCUUUCCUCCUGUAGUAUUCCCCCUUUCGCUGUCUCAGUCCCUCCCUUUCCCCCAGGCUCUUCUUCCUCAGCAAUGUGCAGUCUCCCUUUCUUACUGAAAAGAAAGACUUAACCCAGAAGGGCCAACAAGUCCUGGCUGCCUAUCCUUCCUCCCCAGUUUUUACUCCCUCACUCUGGGUCAGUUUUCUUUUCUUUUUUUCUUUAUGUGUGUAUAUAUUAUAUAUAUAUAUACAUAUAUACAUAUAUAUAUACAUAUAUACAUAUAUAUAUACAUAUAUACAUAUAUAUAUACAUAUAUACAUAUACAUAUAUAUAUAUAUAUAUAUAUGUAUAUAUAAUACUUUAAGUUCUAGGGUGCAUGUCAGUUUUCUAUGCUUCACCAGACUAUUUCCAAGCUGCCACAAUCUCCCAGUGACCAAAUAUGAUGAUCUAUUUGCAGCCUUCAUUUUGCUUAAUCUCUCCCUUGAAAUUGCUCUCUUGGUAGGUGGAUCCUGUUUUUCCUUCAAAGAAUUCCUUUUCCUGUUGCAUACUGGUUCCCAGUUUUUCCAUAGGCCUCUUUUUUUUCUUAUUUUUUUAUAUUGAAAAAUUCCACACAUCCAGAAAAAGUUGAAAGGCUAGCACAAUGAAUACUCAGAUACAUACUCUCCACUUGGAUUGAAUAGUUGUUAACAUUUUGCCAGAUUUACUAUUCUCUCCACCCCAUGCAUGUGUACAUAGAAUGACAUUUCGACCCCUGAGUAUUACCACAUAGAUUUCCUGAGCACAAAGACACCGUUCUACAUGAUUACAUUAAGAUGAUCAUGCCUAAAAAUAUAAACAGUAACUUCUUUAUAGCCUCUAAUACAGAGCCCUUAAUCAGUAUUCAACAAUUGUCUCCAGAAUGUUUGUCUUUAAAAACAACGACAACAACCAGGUCCCAUCAAGGUUCAUACAUUCUUUUGGUUUCAACUCUAGUCACUUUCAGUCUACAACAACCCCAACAUAUUUUCCCAUGAUACUUUUUGAAGCAUCCAGGCCAGCUGUCUUAGCAAAUGUCCUCUAUUCUGGAAGUGUCUGAUUGCUUCCUUAGGCCUAUGUCUACACUCCACUCGUGGCUCAUAUCCCUGCAGAGUUGUAAUCUCCUCUGGGCCAGGGACUCCUGAAUAUCUCCAGGCCGAGUGUUCUCCCCGGGCCUGGAGAAAACCUUCAUGCCCAAUCCCUUGCUGCAUGUCUCCACCCCUCCUUGCACAUCCUGCCUCUAUGAGUGGACGAGGCAAAUCUACUCAACCCCACAUCCCACCCCUCACCUGAUAACUAACAUUUACUGGGCACUAACAAUGUAUCAGGCACAUACUACACACUUAACAUGCAUUGCUUUCACAUACCAGCUCCAUGGUAACAUUGCGCUGGCUUUACAGCUAAAGAAACUGAGCUAGAAAGGGGUUAAGUAUCCUGUACAAGAUCACAGCUGGCCAGCAAUAGAGGUGGGAUCCCACUGCAGACAGUCUCCCCCACAGAUGCCAUGCUCCCACUGUACCACCAUGUACUGCUUCCUGAGAUCUCUGCUUCCUUCAGUCGACCCAGCUGACACCUGUUUCCUUCCUAACUCCAACUAAUUAAUUCCAGUUAAUGGAAUUGACUGGAAUUAGUGACAUUAAUAUUUACUGAGCAUUCCCCAUGUGUCAUCAGAGCUGUGCUAAAUGCUUUACAAGAAUAAUUACCUGCCAUAAAGCAACCCUAUGACAUAGGUGCUACUAUGCCCAUUUUGUAGAUGAGACAGGUUCAGGGGAGUUAGUAUCACCUUCAAGUCAUACAGUGGCUAAGAAUCUGUGGUCUCGCUGAAUGCUGGGCGCCUGCUCUGCUAAGUCUAUUUCUACAAAACAUUGCACUGCCUUCCUGUUGCCUGCCAAGCUCAGGGCCCAUUUAUCAUGCAUCUUCCCAUCCUUGUCUCCCCCAACUGUCCCUUACCUGAGUCACAAUUUCGCCAAAGCCAAAGGGAUUGUCCUAAGCCAAUGUUGAUUUAUCACUCUUCCUGCUCAAAAGCCCCCAAGAUCACCUAUCAAUCACCUACUUGAGUGCAAGCUUUGACUCUGUCACCUGACAUUCAAGUCCCCCUCUGCCCCCAUGCCAGUCUUAUCCCCUCCCCUACAUAUGCCCUAUCCUGCAGCCAAAUUGGACUCUGUUCUUCCUGACAAGACCUGGUAUUGGCAUCUCUAUGCCUCAGUUUGCCUUCCCUCCACUUUAAAAAGCCUCUUCAGUCUCGAUACAAAAAACAUCCCACACAUGUUCUAAAACCAUGCUUUCCUUGAUUUCUCCUCAUGUCAAGACAUUUCUUACUUCUCUAGUCUCCUAGCAUUUUGUGCCUCACAACCCUCAGGACAGGCCAGCUAGUGUAUGGCUGUGGGUUUUUAUCUCACCUCCCCUGCCUGACCCUGAGCCCUUGUGGGGAGUAUACUCACCCUACUCCUACAGUGCCUUGCAUUCCGUAGCUGCUCAGUACAUUAACCCAUUCAAUGUCUUUAAGAUUUUUACAAGUUAGUUUUCCUGUAAUUACUAAUCAUUUAUCUUUAAUUCUGAGUAAAAUUCACAACAACAAAUAAAAGGAAAUAGUAGUAAUUUUUUAAGCUGUUUAGUCAAUAAAGAUUUAAUGCGUCAGUUAUUGGACUGUUUGGUUUGAAGCCAAUCAACCAUUCUGGUAUGUAAAUCUACUUUUUUAUUAUACAAGUAACACAAAAUGUAUUGCCUCAGUCAAGGAAGAAGAACAGAAAAAAACAACACCCCAAAAUCCUGUCACCUCUGUAAAACUGCUAUUAAUUAACAUUUUAAUAUAUUUUCUUUUGUCUUUUGCAAUUUUUAUAUUACUCUAAGUUAUUUUCAAGUAUUGGAACUUAACUUCUUCAUAUGGAUUUAUAAAUUGGGCUAGAUGAUCUGAAUUUCCUUUUUAGAAGGAAAAAAAAAGACUUCCACAAAUGUUACUCUUCUAUCUCACCAAUUGUAAGAACCAUUAAAACAUAGGAAAGGAUUUAGAAUCUUAACUACUCCCUCAAAGAUGGCUAGUGCGAGCCUGAAUGUCCUGUUCAGGAGACAGAGAACAAUUAACCUGAGUGCUGAGUUAAGGGAAGAGGUUUUUACUUUCUGCUUUAUACACUUCUGCAUUGUUGUAAUUUUUUACACAAAGUAUGAAUUACUUUUAUGAUAAAAAAAUUUUGUUUGUAGACAACAUUCCUCUCCUUCAGCAUUCAGCAUCCUUAGUUAAAAUAAAAUCUCCAACGAAAGCAUGGAUAUAAUCCCCAUUUCCAGAAAAUCCCAGAAAGAAAUGCAGCCCUUGUUCAGUCCAACUCCAUCAUUUGAUAGAUUAGGAAAAUAGGUUCUAGAGAGUGACUUGUCCACUGUCAGGAGAUGGUGACUGUGGCGCGUCAUCUGACUCCAGCCUACUUAAUGCAUUUCAGUCUCUUUGGCCUUAAGGGCUCCUGCUGCUCACCUGAAAUCAUUCCCAAGGAACCCACAAGAGCAGGUUCCCUGGGAGGAUUCCUGAGAACACCUACACACAAGCCUCAGAGAUCUGCCAAGACAUUCUCUUUCUGAUAAAUACUAUUAAAUAUUUUUCUAUCAAAUAGUUGCCAAAUGACCUGCUCCAGUCAAAACUCAAUCUGACUUGUGACUACAAAGUAAUCUGAGGAAUCCCAAAGGUAUAUAAAAAUCUAUCCAUCUAAGUCAUCUCUCUUCAAAGUAGAAGACCUGGAAGACUAUACAGUUAUUCCCAAAAUGCUUCAACAUUUCUGGAACUCCUCUUUUAGAGUGGCCAUGAGUCCCUAGCACAUUCUUUAAAACAUCCUUGAGUUGGCAAAUACUCCUCUUUCCAGGAUAAAUUUGAUUUUUUAAAAGAACUGCCAAUUAUUCAGUCUGGUGAAUAUGGUAGAUGAUUAACCAGAUUAACAUUUCUGGUUAAUAAGGUGAGAUUAUAAUAAAACAAUGAUAAUUAUUUUAGUGUGGCUCAUAAAUUGGUCUUGAUAGUGGUAUAUUAAGGUUAAGUAAAGGCAGCAUGGUCACCAUACAGAUUAAAGCCCAUUUUAGUUGGUUUAUGAUGUGAAUGAAUUCAGGUAGCACUGGGAGUCAUUAUAUGUUUAAAUAGUAUUAAAGGUUUCUUUUUAUAAAAAUCUUAAUUAUGACAUUCUCUGAAAUCUGGUUUCACAGUAUUAAAAUGAGGCUUUAAGGAAAAACA
This is a messenger RNA of Homo sapiens (human), 6134 nucleotides long. It is a transcript of the gene ZBED3, whose product is annotated as zinc finger BED-type containing 3. The transcript is spliced from 3 exons. Gene Ontology annotation, molecular function: DNA binding. The record is from RefSeq and is marked reviewed. NCBI's taxonomy places the organism in Eukaryota, Metazoa, Chordata, Mammalia, Primates, Hominidae. Gene Ontology annotation, biological process: establishment of spindle localization; endoplasmic reticulum localization; actin filament organization. The coding region runs from base 328 to 1032 and encodes 234 amino acids. Gene Ontology annotation, cellular component: cytoplasm; membrane; cytosol.